ACAAUACCUUUUAUAUUUUGUUAUUCCAAAAUAACGGUUUUUAAAAAAUAUUUUUAUGGUUUUUAACUUAUUUUUAUAAAAUAUAUUUUAUUGCAUUUAAUGAUUUUUUCAAAGAAGAACCGAUUGCAAUUCGAGAUCUGCAUAAAAAUUAGUUAACAUAUGGGGGAAGAGGAGAAAAAAUCUCGCGGCCGAAAUUUGCGAUCAACUGAAAGAAUUGUAUACGAUGAUCGUAGCGAAACGCCUUCAGAAAAUGAGCGCGGCAGAGACUUCAAUAUGGAAGAAAAACUGAAGUCAAAUUCAUAUAACCAUAAACACAUAAAAGAGUUAAAAGGACCCGAUCUAAGGAUAUGCUACUUUCAAAAGAACGGCUUCUCUACACCAAUACUAGUCAAGGACAAAACAGGCUUAGGAUUAAGAGUACCCAGUAAGAAUUUCACUGUAAUGGACGUAAAGGCAUGCGUUGGAGGCAGACGAAUCUUGGACGUGAUGGAUGUUGAGAGCCAAAAUUCUUUGCAUAUGUCGGUGAAAGAUUGGAUCGAAUACUAUACGAAACCUGAAAGUAGAACGAAGUUGCUCAACGUUAUUUCUUUGGAAUUUAGCCAUACAAAAUUAUCUACAUAUGUUGAACAACCUACAGUUAUAAGACAAAUUGACUGGGUCGAUUGUGUUUGGCCUCUUCACUUGAAAGAUUCACAAAGCGAAGGUACAAAUGCCUUGGACAAAAUGAAAUAUCCAAAAGUUCAAAAAUACUGUUUGAUGAGUGUUAAAGGAUGCUACACCGAUUUUCACAUAGAUAUGAGUGGUACAUCAGUUUGGUACCAUGUUCUGCAUGGUUCCAAAUUUUUUUGGAUGAUACCACCCACUUCUUCAAAUUUACAAAUUUACGAAAAUUGGGUAAUGUCUGGAAAACAAAAUCGUCAAUUUUUCGCUGAUCUCGUUCCAGAUUGCCAAAGAGUACGUUUGUCAGCUGGGUGGACGUUCUUCAUUCCAACCGGGUGGAUACACGGCGUUUAUACCCCAGAAGAUUCCCUUGUAUUCGGAGGAAAUUUCCUUCAUAGCUUCAAUAUUCCUUUACAAAUAGAGAUAGCUUCUUUGGAGGAUCGUACCUUAGUACAAAACAAAUUCAAAUUUCCAUUUUUUACCGAAAUGAUGUGGUAUUGUGCCGAAAGAUAUUGUAGUCUCCUAUUAAAUCCACCGUUACGAUCGGUAACGCCCGAAAAUCAGGGUACACCUGAAGAAAUAAAAAAAGAAGACGGAUCUACCGAAAGUGAAACUCAGACUCAAAUUAAAAAAGAAACAUUGAACGAUUUAGAUUUGAAAGAAGAAGCCAAAGAAUCUCCGGACGUUAAGGAAAUUAAACCGAAAGUUCCCAAGAAAAUUUACAUGACACCCUUCGAGAUAGAAGGUCUUGAUAUUUUAAUAAACUGGCUUGAAAAUUUACCGUCCAAUAAACGCCAUGUACCAAGCGAAGUUCGGAACGCUCCACAAUUAUUAAAGAAAUUAAAGGAACUUGUCGAUCAACAUCGAAAUGAUCCUCCAGAAUUAGCUAUAAGCGACGAACCACUUUUAGCUUGGCCGGCUCGAAAGAGAGGUCGGGGAAUGUCCAACAUGUAUAGUAGCUGUACUGGGAGUAGAAUAAUGAAAAGGUCAAAGGGCAUUAAUCGAUUGGGUCCAAAUACACCUAACGGAAGUAACGGUGUUGAAUCUCAAAUAGGUGAUAAGGGCAAGGGAAGUCAUCAUCAUCGUAGGGUCAGAUGUAAGAAAUGCGAACCGUGUACUCGUACUGAUUGCGGUGAAUGUCAUUUCUGUAAAGAUAUGAGAAAGUUCGGAGGCCCUGGACGAAUGAAACAGACUUGUAUAUCUAGACAGUGUAUGGCGCCUCUACUUCCGUCAACGGCGGCCUGUUACUAUUGCGAUUCCGGAGAGGGGCGCGAGGCUCCGCCUUAUUUGGACGAUAUCCAAGAAGCCAACGAUUUACUCAUGGAGUGUUCAAUCUGCUGGAAAAUAUCCCAUCCUCGGUGUAUACAUGCAAAAGACUCUAGUCUUCCAGCUGGUGGAUUAUGUGAAGACCUGCCAGCGUCUUGGGAAUGUCCAUUUUGUCAAAAGAAUUCUUCAAAAAUUCACAAGGAAGCGUGGACGGGAGAUAAUCCAGUUAGCGAAGAUGGAAUUGCUUCUGUACCAUCCCCACCUGAAGCGGCAACUCCUUGUCCGAAAAUUUUGUCCUUAAAUGAAUACUUAAACGCAAAUCGUUUAUCAGAGGUAGUAGUUAGGCCUGCACCUAUAGUACCGCCACCUCUAUACGUGAAACAGAAAGGAGGAGGUUACCAUGUUUUUGAAAAGGAAAUAUGGCAGAGGAUAUUCGAAUUCUUGGAUAAAAAAUCGUUAGUUAAUACAAUGUGUGCGUGCAAAGCAUUUUGUAGAUGGCUAAUGGAUAGGAGAUAUUGGUAUUCUAUUGAUGUGUCUGGUAGGCCAUUGAAUACUUUCAUCUUAACUGGUAUUGUACGACGACAGCCUUUAUCAGUUAAUCUGAGCAAUACGAAUGUUUCAAGGGAACAAUUAGAAUGGCUACUUAUGAGAUUACCACAUCUGGAACACUUGUUCAUCGGUUCAAAUUCGAUGGCUGGCUGUUCGGCAUUGGCCAAGGUUCACACUAGUCGACUAAGAACAUUAGACCUUAGCUGGAUGGAAGGAUUACACGACGAUGCUAUUCGCUUACUACUUCCAACGCCGUCAUUGACGGCUAUCAGUCAAAAACUAAAGUUCAUUUCGGGAAUCUCGCUAAGCGGAACGGAUAUUACGGACUCUGGAGUUUAUCAUGUUGUGCGUCAUAUGCAAAUUCUAGUCAAACUCGAGUUAGCCUAUUGUUCACAAGUUUCCGACAAUGUUCUUACGGGUAUGACUGAAGCAAAACACCUUGGUCACGUUGUUCUUACUGGUUGCCAUCAACUGACAAAUAAAGUUCUAGAACCAUUGAAGGACUUGCAUAGCAUUACCAUUUUAGAGGUAAACCACUGCAAGAAUGUUAGUUCAUCUAUUUGCCAAGCUGUUAUGACUGAUUUAAAAGGAAAAAACAAAUCUAUCACUAUCUGUUAUGGUCAAACAAUGUCCUCUUAUCCCAGAUUAGCCGAUAUAGUCAAUGAUUUAAUAGAGCUAUGAAAACAGAAACCAAACAUGAAAUAUAAACCUAUUUCUCUUUUCUUUUUCUUCGCAAUUAACUUAAUAAACUUAUUAGUUGAAUAAAAACGACUUAAAUAAUACAUUGAACAAUAUUUAUUUAACCUUUUUUCUACGUAGUGUACAUAAAUCAACGUUUUGUAACUAAAGAUUUUUUUAUCGUAAAUAAUCGGCGAUUAUAAGCCAAGUGCUUGUUAAACAUAUAUAUGUCGGUUUAGAUGUGUUUUUCGCUCUGUAAAAAGUGUUUUUUAAGCAAACAUUAUAAAAGACAAAAAAUAGUUCCCUAAAAAAAUGCCUAUUUAGGUCAACAUAUUUUGAGUACGUUAAUUUUUUUAAUGCGUCUAGUAUGGUAGCCAUGUUUUUUUUUUUGCCAACUG
This is a messenger RNA of Dimorphilus gyrociliatus, 3551 nucleotides long. The record is from the annotation of a GenBank genome assembly. Lineage: Eukaryota; Metazoa; Annelida; Polychaeta; Dinophilidae.